Messenger RNA from Dentiscutata heterogama, 240 nucleotides. The record is from the annotation of a GenBank genome assembly. NCBI's taxonomy places the organism in Eukaryota, Fungi, Glomeromycota, Glomeromycetes, Diversisporales, Gigasporaceae.
AUGCUCUUUUCAACGGCUUAUUAUAGCUAUGCAUUCUCUUCGAUUAAAGAUUGUACCCUGAUUUCUAGAGAAAAAGACCAGGAUAUUAAUGGUCUUACAAACAUUGAAUAUGGGAUUUUGAAGUUACACUGUCUCAAAUUGGAAGAAAUUCAUUCUGAGAUAUUUCUUUUCACGAGAAAUACAAGGAUGAGUUUUAUUUUCAGUGAAAACCGAGCUGGUCUGCAAGUUAUAUCUCGGUGA